AUGGACUUUGAUGAUCCCGAGCUUGAACGACUAGUACAGGGUGAUUGGGUCAAGGAUCACGAGAAUGGAUAUCACGAUAACAUGGUGUACACCGAUCAGAGCCAAGAGUUACAGAUCCGAACAUUGUGGAGUGGGAGCUGGACGAUCCAGGAAUCCGACAUCGAAGAUCCUGCAUUCUCGAGUAUGCGCGAGUGGAUCCUGCGAAUCUCGGACGGUGAGACCCAGAUUGGGAUGAUUUGUGCGUGA
This is a messenger RNA of Phytophthora nicotianae INRA-310, 246 nucleotides long. RefSeq lists its product as hypothetical. The transcript has a single exon. The coding region runs from base 1 to 246 and encodes 81 amino acids. Lineage: Eukaryota; Oomycota; Peronosporomycetes; Peronosporales; Peronosporaceae. The record is from RefSeq and is a predicted model, not a curated record.